UUGAAACAAAAGGCUGGUUAAGAGAAAUUUUGAAAGAAAUGUAAAAAGCAAGAAGUUGGUCUCGUAUCGGCGGUUAAACAAGAAAACAAAACUACAGAAGCCAACAUCGUAGUCUCCGAGUUCUAGCCAUGUUAAUUUCCCCAAAGUUUGCCUGCCACAGACGGCGUGUCUACACCUCAAUCAACUUCACCCAUUUGUUUAAGACCCACCCGUCUUUCCAGCACCUCUCCACCAUUAAAUCCAAAUCAGAACUCCUCAAUUCCUACACAGUCACACCACCUGUCAAACCAUGGCCUAGAUUCCUCACACAUAAAACACUCAUCUCAUUAGUCAAAUCCCAACAUGAUGUUAACCUUUCACUCCAAAUCUUUCACCAUGCUGCCAAUUUCCACCCUGGUUUUUUCCAUAAUUACGAAACCUACCUCUCCAUUAUCAACAAGCUUUGUCGUGCACGGGAAUUUGAUAAAGUAGAGACCCUUUUAGCUGAAUUAAGGAAUUCCAGUAUUAAAUGUGGGGAGGUUUUGUUUGUUAAUGUGAUAAGGAAUUAUGGGAUUGCUAGUAAGCCUAAAUUGGCACUUAAGACUUUUUUGAGAAUCGAAAAGUUUGGUGUUCACAGGUCAGUUAGGUCAUUUAAUGCUUUGUUGAAUGCUUUUGUACAGAAUAAAGAGUAUGAUUUGGUUUAUGCUUUGUUUAAGAAUUGUCAGAAGAAGUUGAAUAUAAUGCCUAGUGUGUUUACUUGUAAUAUCUUGUUGAAUGCUUUGUGUAAGAAAGGCGAUAUUGGUAGUGCGAUUAAAGUUCUUGAUGAGAUGCCUGUGAUGGGAAUAGUUCCUAAUGUGGUUAGCUAUACAACCAUUUUGGGUUGUUAUGUGACACUCGGUGAUUUAGUGGGUGCGAAGAGGAUGUUUGAUGAAAUUGUUGAUAGAGGGUGGUUGCCUGAUGCGACGACGUAUACUAUCUUGAUGCAUGGAUUUGUUAAGCAAGGGAAGUUUAUGGAUGCGGUUAAGUUAAUGGAUGAGAUGGAGGAUAAUGGGGUUGGGCCAAAUGAGGUGACGUAUGGAAUUAUGAUUGAGGCGUUUUGUAAGGAAAAGAAGUCCGGUGAAGCAGUUAAUUUACUUAAUGAUAUGCUAGAUAAGAGGUAUGUACCAAGCCCAGCACUUUGCUCUAAGGUGAUUGAUGUCUUGUGUGAAGAGGGAAAGGUUGAGGAGGCGUGUUAUUUGUGGAAGAAAUUAUUGGUUAAGAAUUGUACUCCAGAUAAUGCAAUAUCAAGCACACUUAUUCACUGGCUCUGUAAGAAGGGACAGAUUCGGGAAGCAAGGAAAUUAUUUGACGAGUUUGAGAAGAGUUCGAGUCCUAGUGUUUUGACAUAUAACAUGCUUAUUGCAGGGAUGUGUGAGAGGGGAGAGUUGCAUGAAGCUGGGAGGUUAUGGGAUGACAUGGUAGACAAGGGUUGCAUUCCCAAUGCUUUUACUUACAACAUGUUGAUCAAAGGUUUUUGCAAAGUUGGAAAUGCCAAGGAAGGAAUUAGAGUUCUAGAAGAGAUGCUUGAUAAAGGGUGUCUCCCUAACAAAUCUACUUAUUCCAUCUUAAUUAAGGGGCUUCUUGACUCCGAAUGCAAAGCAGAAGUUUUCAGGGUGCUUGCACUGGCUGCGUCUGGUGAUGUCGAUCCUGAAACUUGGGGAGUCCUUGUGGCCAAGUUUGUUACUGAUAUUCCUAAUGUAUGUUCUGUUUUGGGUAAGAUAUUGUCAGAGAAUGAAGUGUAAAUGUUUGUACUGACACUAUUCAUACCCAACAUCUGAUUCUAAAGUGGGAGUAAGUAUGGUUCACCAAAAGUAUUAUCCAUUACUGAGAGUAUUGGUGAUGGUCUCAGUGCUUGAUUCAAGAAGGUAUAUGCUCCCCUAUGCAACCGUUUUUGAAGUGUAGAAGAAAUUUGAUAUUCUUUGGACGACAAAGUUGGAGCCAUUUGUGGAAGAAGACUGGAAAAUGAGCAAGUGAAGUAUGGGAUAUGCUGUUUGAUGACAACAUAAAAAGCGUCAAAGAAGUAAAAGGGAAUUUUUUUCUUUACUAUUUAUACAGCUCUAAUACUGUAUUACUCUGAAAUAGAUUAGGUUAAUCAAUAUUGUUGUAAAUUAUGUCAUUUGUCUUAGGAUGAACCAAUCCAUGUUCAGUGUAAAGGAAGGGCACACUUGGAGAAUAAAUCCCCUAGCUCUUCACAUAAAUGUUCACACUGCAUUAUGAUGAAAUGUCCUCUUCCUUUCUUCACAUAUAAGUACAAAGAAAACUAUGACCAUGACAUUGUGUUGUUAGCUAUUUCUUGAAUUACCCAUUAAUGAGAAUAUUGGCUUUGUCCAUUUGUUUUCCUUUGAUUUAUGAAAUAAAUCAGUGCUCUCUACCUGGCCUAAUUGGUAAUUUGCAGAGAAAAAAAAUGCUUCACGUGUAGGCAAGCAUCCUAACUGGCUAAGAUGCCUUUCAUCUGGUUCAUAGAAGUUGGUAGCACUUUUGCCAUUUCCUAAGCUUGUUUCUUACUGCUUCUGGCUUUUCCGUCUUGCUUGCAAAGACUACUUCUCAAGGCAUCUUAUAUAUUUAGUACAUGACAUCUAACAUCAUCCUUGUCCAACUUGAUCAUAUUUCCAUUUGUGAGAGUAGGAUAACUCCAUACCUAGUAGGAUUCCUUGCACGUACCUAAAAAUAUAGCUUCCUAAUAUUUGUGGAAAAACUUGGCUUUUCUUCACCUCUAUGGUGGUCAAAUGCAAUUCAUAUGUAUAUUAUGAAGAUUUGAACCCUAGAGAUUAGUUGUUUAAAAUUUUAGCGAAAUCCUUUAUCUUAGUUAUUCUUUACAUCUUAUUACUGUUUCUUAGUGAUCGGAAGACGGAGCUUUGAAAAAGUCAGGAAUUUGUUCAGAAAAAUUCUUGCUGAUUUACUUUAUCCUUAAUACAUAUAGAGAACCCCAUUGAAUUUGGUCCUAGAUGCAAUGGCUGCUAAACUUGGGUAUGAGAAUUAAUAAAACGAGUGGUAGUUGUAUGACAAUGGACAAAUGGUAAUGGUUGCAGAAAAUUAACUGAUGACUCACUGAAUUGACCAGACAAAAUCUUAUAAGACAGCUGGUGUUAUUGUUCUUACAUCAGACUGAAAGCAAUUUCGUGGGAGCUAACUGCACUAUCUAUUCUUCUUCAUUUUAAGAGGGCUAGCUAUUCUGCAACCAUAUUGAACUGAAGUGUCUGCUGAACCAAGAGUGAAGUAGUUGGUGUUCUUUUUCUAAGAAACAUAGCCUGGUACUUUGGCAUCGUGGUGCACCUUUUCCACCAUCUUCAAGAGCACAAAGUUGGAGAUCAUACACAGUUAAAGUCUCAAGAGAGUACCAUUUCCAGGUAUAUGAUAUUGAGAACUCUCAAGAAUCUAUAUGAUAUUGAGAACUCUCAAGAAUCUAUCUCAUGAUAGUCCUUUCACUUGUUGUGUAUCUCAUACAGCAAGAAGUUAAAAUGGAAGCAAGCAUUGUUCUCAAAAGAAUCACCUGUUAAUGAGAUUAUUGUUGAUGGUCUCGGUGCUUGGUUCAAGAAGGUACAUGUAAAUCCCUCAUGCAAACAUUUUUGAAGUUCAGAAGAACCUUGAUAUUCUUUGGACGACAUAAAAGUGAACAUGUGAAGCAUGGGAUUUGCUGUUUGAUGACAACAUAAAAAGAGUCAAGGAAGAACCAAGAGUGAAGUAGUUGGUGUUCUUUUUCUAAGAAACAUAGUCUGGCACCUUGGCAUUCUGGUGCACCUUUUCCACGAUCUUCAAGAACACAAAGUUGGAGAUCAUACACAGUUAAAGUCUUAAGAGGAUCAUUUCCAGACAUGUGAUAUUGAGAACUCUCAAGAAUCUAUCUCAUGUUAGUCCUUUCAGUUGUUGUACUAUCUCCUACAGCAUAACAGCAGCUGAUUUCAAAGAGCCUGUGUGGAUUUACAGUAAUAAAGGUGUUUUGAUUGCUUGUGGCUUAAUGCAAUUGUUAUUUUAUGGAA
Lycium barbarum (goji berry) is the source of this 3995-nucleotide messenger RNA. RefSeq names its product pentatricopeptide repeat-containing protein At5g16420, mitochondrial. Gene Ontology annotation, molecular function: protein binding. The transcript has 3 exons. The coding region runs from base 129 to 1760 and encodes 543 amino acids. The record is from RefSeq and is a predicted model, not a curated record. NCBI's taxonomy places the organism in Eukaryota, Viridiplantae, Streptophyta, Magnoliopsida, Solanales, Solanaceae.